CUGUAAUUUUAUUGGUACGUGACAUGCGUGGAAACAUCUACUAUCAAAUAUUUCAUUGAUAUGGUCAGAAACUGAUAUCUCCAGUCAUUUGAGGAAUUUUCUCCGACAUCCGAGCGUUGCGUAUUUCUAUAGCUGAAAAUGUGCGAAGAAAAAAAGGCAAAACCGAAACGCCCAUCACAUCCAUUCAUUCUGUUUUGUUAAUGCGUAUUUCAAUAUUGUGUGUUCAAUUGUUAUUGUUUCAUCAUUUAUGUUAGUGUUAAUCAACAAAUUAUGAUAUAUAAAUAUAUAUUUGUAUACGUAUAUACAUAAUAAUAAUAAAAUAUUCUGAAAAAAUCCAAGUCGAGAAAAAAAAUUGAAUUUAAGAUUUGAAUAAAUAGUUUUGGUUGUCAACAAAGGUCAAACCCUUUUACUAGAUUUGGAGCUCUGUUUCUGCAAAAAUUUAGGAACAAUGAAUAAAACAUCGUGUGAAAUCCUUUUUGAAAAUAACAAUACGAACAGAGUAUUUUACGGCGGAGAAAAAAUAAAGGGAAGUGUGAUAAUAACAUUUCAUAAGGAGAAAAUUAUUAAAGGAAUAUAUAUAACCUUUGUUGGUAAUGCGGAGUGUCUAUGGAACGAAAAUUCAGGUGAUAAACGGAUCGCAUAUCGUGGGAAGGAAUGUUAUUUAUCGACACGGAUCUACUUUAUUGGCGAAGAAGACGGUGAACCGAUAACACUAAAGCCAGAUGUAUAUAAAUAUAGCUUUUCGUGUCAGCUUCCUGAAGACUUACCAACGUCAUUGGAAGGAACUUUUGGCAGCAUCCGUUAUGCGGCGACUGUUACUAUAAAUGUUCCCAUUUGGCCGGAUAAAAUUUUUGAAAAACCUUUUACUGUCACAAAGCCUGUUAAUUUGAAUGAAAUGUUUGAGCUAAAGGAUUCUAUAAGUGUGGAAAAGCGAAAGGAGUUCUACUUAUGUUGUUUAUUGUUUUGUUUUAAAACAAUGCCAUUGUUAAUUACAGCAAAAUUGCCCUCAACUGGUUUCACAUCUGGUCAGCGCAUAGAUCUAAUACUUGAAGCGGAAAAUCAAAGCACAAAAAACGUAAAAAAUUUCAAAGUGGAGUUUUUCCAAAUUCUAAUUUAUAAAUCGAAUCAAAUGAACUCUCAUCGCAAGGCAGAAAAAAUUCGAUUAAGUGAACACAUACCCGGUGGAUGUGGGCGAGAAAAAAGCGUACUGUACACGAUUGGAAUUGAAAUACCAUCAUCGCCACCAACUGACUUGACGUCAAGUUCGGUGUGCCGAGUGAAAUACGAAAUACAGGUUGUAAUUUAACUGUGCUUCAAGUAGAAUAGAACAUCUGUGCGGGGAAUCACACUCUUUCAAAAAGUUAUGAAUAUUGUGAAUAUUCACGCGUACGUUUGCGUGAAUAUACUGUGAAUAUUCUAAAUAUUGCGCAUAUGAUGUGAAUAUUGAUGUUUGAAUAUUUGUGAAUAUUGUGAAUAUUUGAAUGUGUGAUUCCCCUAGAAUAGAGGUGUCACUGAACAAAAUUUAUUAUUAUUUUACAAUGGGAUAAUUCAUUAUAAUUAACUUUGCUCUCUGCAAAUUUUUACUGUCUCAAGUCAAUGAGCAGAACUGCGUGAAAUAGGGCGCUGAAUAAUGAAUUCUUACUUCAUCGCCUUGAAAAUUUCUUGCUUUAUGGAAUUAUUUAUUUCUUUUUAUUUAUUUACACCGCCCAAAACUGGCAGAAUAUUUAGUUUUGCAGGAAAAUGACUUCAAGAGCCGUGAAAAACCUGAUCUUUUCUUGUUUGUACAAUACCACAAUUAUACAGUGGAUAUUUUGAUUUUACACAAAUAUUGGUUCUCGACUAGUUAAAAAAAAUACAGAUUUUAACCAAAUAAGAAGAUGUCUGUAGGAGGCUGAUAUGUCAACGGUCCAAGAAUGCCUAACUUAAACGUGUAAAAUGAAAGGCCUGUUGAAGCGUUAAACAGUAUAGUUUCGGCCCGAGUGACAACAAAAGUCAUCGUUCAAUUUAUCAAAGAGGUGAUAAAUUGAAGAGAAGUUUUAUGUCUAAUCCAGCGCUGUCCAACCUGUGGCCACUUGGCCAUUUGUGGCCAACGCGAAGAUUCUGAUAAUUUCUCUAUUAUAUUUCUAGUUUUUUCAGUAAAUGAUUUGAUCCUUUGACCAACUUAUUUUUUUCAAACGAAUUUUUGAUUUGCAAGGCGAAAAUAGCAGAAAGAGCAAUAUUGCAGCAAUAAAAACAAAAUAAGUAACUGUAUGUUUGAAGGGUUUUUUUAUUUCUUUCAAAUCCACAUACGUUUGUGAGGCUUCAUUCUCCAGUCUCACACGUCGUUAAAAUAAAUACCGCAAUGCACUCUCACAACCAAAUUUGGAAUCUGAACUUCGUUGCGAACUAGCCCAAUUGAUACCCGAUUUUAAUAAACUGACAGAAAAUAAAGAAUGCCAACCAUCCCACUAAUCACUAAUAACCGAAUAUUCAAUAAAAAAAACAAACAAAAAUCAAAUUUUCUUCUGUGUGUACUGCAUUUCUUGUUUUAUAAAAAAAGUGGCCAUUGGAUUGAACGCUUGGUCACUUUUGUGGCCAACGUAAAAAAAAGGUUGGACAGCGCUGGUCUAAUCUAAACAGGUCCCAUUGGUAGUUUUGAAUCGACAAUUCAUGCCAAGACCAAGAGAUACAAACAAUUUAUACUUAUUUACGCCUGAACAUUGAUUAAACUAAACUUGUUUCCAUUACAUGCAAAUAAUAAUAGGUCAAAACA
Molecule: messenger RNA, 2752 nt
Organism: Sitodiplosis mosellana (orange wheat blossom midge)
Lineage: Eukaryota; Metazoa; Arthropoda; Insecta; Diptera; Cecidomyiidae
Product: arrestin domain-containing protein 17-like
Exons: 6
Coding region: 449-1306 (285 amino acids)
Biological process (GO): protein transport
Cellular component (GO): cytoplasm
Source: RefSeq, a predicted model, not a curated record